AGCAAUCAGUAGAACAAUCGGAAUCAGUAGAACAAUCCGCAAAUGAAUCAGUAGAGCAAUUAGAAAACGAAUCAUAUCAAUCUAGAUCCUUUGAGUUUGACUGUUUAAUCAAAUUUGAUUAUGAACGCUCAUUAAGUGCAGUUUCAAAUAAUAAAAUUGUCGCAAUGAGAUUAGGAUCGCACCACCUUGAUCUGUAUAAUGAACUUUUAAAUGAAGAAACUUUAACAAAAUCACUUAUGCAAGAAGCAGAAUUUAAAACAUUAAUAGACGAAAAAAUAUAUUACACAUCAGAUAGACUUUUAUGGGUCCGAGAAAUUUUUAAAAAACAAUGGAUCAAAUAUUUACGAGAAAUAUUAAAAGAUAAUAGUAAAAUAAGAGCUCUACCUACUAAAUCACAAAUGGUGAAGAUUUUGCAAGAAUUUAGAAAGAAAAAUAUAUCACGUAUUUCUUUUGAACCAUGUGAUGGAUCAUUUGUGAAGUGGAAAGUAAACAAUAAUGGAAAAAUACAAGCUUCUUUGAAAAACUUUGAUAAGAACGAAUGGGAAUCUAUAGAGAGUAUAGAUUUAAAAUAUCAGUUUAAUUAUAUGGAUUUUCAUAAUAUUUAUAGAUGUGAUUUAUUGUAUAAUGAAGAUUUAGUAAUAAUUACAUCGGUUGGAUUAUUCAUAUGGUCAAUUUGGCCGAGUUAUAAAAAAAUUAAAUUACGAUAUUAUAUCAACUAUCGUGUAGAUGAUACACCAGCUGAGGAAACUGUAGGAAAUAGUGACAAAUUUGAUAACUUAAAAAAUGAAUUAAAAAAUAUAUUAGAAAGUUUACAAAAAUAUGAAACUUUAUUGUCAGCACCAGAUUUUGAUUUUAUUGUUAUCAAUUGUAAUCAAUCAAAUGCAGAAGAGAGAUGUUUUUUUAAAGAAUUACUAGAUGAUUAUAUUGAAGAUAAUAUAUUGAUAAAAUUAUAUGGACAGGAACUUUUAAAAUGUUGUUUAAGAACUAAAAACUAUUCAAUAGCAGAAAGAUUAUAUUAUAAAAUUUUUAACGAAACAGAACAUGAUAAAUUUUUAGAAAAAAUUCAAUUAUUGGAUAUCAUUACCUUUUCAUUUAUAGAAUUAACUCAAUUUCCUCAAAAUUUGAAAGAAUUUUUAUCAUAUACUUUAUUUAUUCAUUCUAAAGAAAUUAAAUCUAUUAAAGGUUUUUCAGAACCGCAUCUUCAAAGUUAUAUAAGAUAUUUACAACCACCAACAACUGAUGCUUCAAACAAUUUAAAUAAUUCAAAAGAAUUAGAUACAAAUAUGUUUACAAAUUUAGAUACAGCAUAUUUGGCUGUAUAUAUGAUGUUGACAGGCGACUCAUCUUAUGUGUCUAAUUGGUCAUUAACUGAAAAUCCAACACUAAUG
Molecule: messenger RNA, 1388 nt
Organism: Racocetra persica
Lineage: Eukaryota; Fungi; Glomeromycota; Glomeromycetes; Diversisporales; Gigasporaceae
Source: the annotation of a GenBank genome assembly